Molecule: messenger RNA, 1882 nt
Organism: Galeopterus variegatus (Sunda flying lemur)
Lineage: Eukaryota; Metazoa; Chordata; Mammalia; Dermoptera; Cynocephalidae
Gene: ZSWIM2
Product: zinc finger, SWIM-type containing 2
Exons: 10
Coding region: 1-1842 (613 amino acids)
Molecular function (GO): zinc ion binding; ubiquitin protein ligase activity
Source: RefSeq, a predicted model, not a curated record
AUGCUUCGCCGAGGCUCUAAGGCCUCUGAAAGGCGAAGACACGUGAGCGAGAGCCUCGGCUGGCAACAAGACCAGGCGCUGAGCAGCAGCAUCUACCUCCUACGAGAGCUGGGCCCCACUGGCUUCCUGCUGAGGGAGGAGGAGCCGGAAAACAGGAAUUUCCGAGUUUUUCUAGGAAAUCCUCAUGUUUGUAACUGUUCCACAUUUCUGAAAGGAGGGGAACUUUGUAAGCAUAUAUGCUGGACAGCAGAAUGGAGAAAAUUCAGAAUUCCAAGAAUGCAUCUAGAUGCCUGUCAGUUAGGUCUUGUGGAAGGAGAAAUAAAUGAUUUGCUACAGGGGAUAUAUCGAUUUCAGACUCCCCAACCAGAAACAAAGGACAAAAAAGCACUUGUUGAAGAAGAUGGGUACAUUAAACAGAAGGAAAUUGGUUUAGAGGAUGUCUGCUCUAUUUGUCAAGAGGUGCUUUUACAGAAAAAACUUCCUGUCACCUAUUGCAGGUUUGGCUGUGGCAAUAGUAUUCAUAUAAAAUGCAUGAAGAUCUUAGCAAGUUAUCAGGACAUAUCAAACACUUCCAUGUUGAAAUGCCCUCUGUGCAGGAAAGAGUUUGCACCAUUAAAACUUAUUUUAGAGGAAUUCAAAAACUCUAACCAACUUGUGACUGCAGCAGAGAAGGAACGACUGGACAAACAUCUUGGAAUUCCCUGUAAUAACUGUAAACAAUUUCCAAUUGAGGGGAAAUGUUAUAAGUGUACCGAAUGUAUAGAAUAUCACUUAUGCCAGGAAUGUUUUGAUAGCUGCUGCCAUCUUUCUCACACAUUUACAUUUCGUGAGAAGAGAAACCAAAGAUGGCGAUCACUGGAAAAAAGAUCAGAUGAAGUUGUAAAACAUGUAACUAUUAAAAAUGAGAUAGAAGAAAAGAUGCCACAUUUUCAAGAAAAGCAAGGCCAGAUGUACACACCAAAACAUGUUGUAAAGUCACUGCCUCUCCUACUCAUAACAAAGAAUAGUAAGCUGCUUGCUCCAGGAUUCCAGUGUCGACUUUGUUUGAAAGCAUUUCAUAUUGGCCAACACACAAGAUUGCUACCAUGUACUCACAAGUUUCAUAGGAAAUGUAUUGAUAGUUGGUUAUUCUACAAGUGCAAUUCAUGCCCUAUUGAUGGACAAGUUGUAUAUAACCCUUUAAUCUGGAAAGAUGCAGCAGUGAAUGGACAAGCACGUCAGUCUGUUUCAAACACAGGCAUUGCUCAUGCAUCAAAGCAGGAAGAACCGAAACUUUUUAUUCCUGGUACUGGAUUAGUCUUAAAACAAAAUAGAUUUGGAAUUUUACCUAGCAUAUCUCAACAUCAUUCUGAAAAACUGAAUACACCUCAAAGUUCAACAGAUACGUAUGAAUAUAAAAUUAGCCAACAUUUCCCCAGGUAUCUUGAAGAUUUACCCACUGGAUCAUUUGGGAAAAUGUCAUCUCAAACAUUUCUUCCUUCCAUUGCUCAUAAGAAUAUUGUAUGUCCUACUGGAAUGGAAAGCCCAUGUAUCAGUGAAAAAUACCACUUUGGUCAAAGCCAGAAGAUGACCAAACACUGUAAACAGAUUAACCACAAUCCAAAGACGACUCUUGGUACUAAAAUAAGAGAGGACAACAGGAGAUCAAAUACUUUAUUUCCAGAGGAUUUAAAUCUUAUUGUUAAUUGGGGUACAACUAAACUUAGUUUGUCUAAAAGGUACAAUAAUUGUAUGGGGAAAAUUAAACAAAAAUGUAGUCAUCUAUCAAGACCACCUGUAUCUCACUGUUUAAAUGCAAAAAGUACCAAGCUAUCUUUAAUAAUGGAAGGAGUGCAAUUGUGAAAAAGUAUUUUUAUUACUAUCAUAAAAUAUUGAAUAUAAG